Molecule: messenger RNA, 1335 nt
Organism: Canariomyces notabilis
Lineage: Eukaryota; Fungi; Ascomycota; Sordariomycetes; Sordariales; Chaetomiaceae
Exons: 3
Coding region: 1-1335 (444 amino acids)
Source: RefSeq, a predicted model, not a curated record
AUGAUGCUAUCCAACCCCGCUGUCAUGGUCUUGGGGCGGGAUCCGAGCCACCGUAGAUGCAGGAUUAACGGCUACGCCUUCCAGCAGGACGCUAUUGUCUCGUUCAAAGGUUGGCAGUAUGCCACUUUCUACAGUUUCCUCCAAUCGGACGCGCCCUCAGACCCUCUCUACAUCCAUCUCGCUCGAAGGCGGUUAUCCUCUGAACAAUGGGAGGUGCUGGUGUUUCGCGACUACCCGCAGACUGCAGACGAUGGCCACAACACGGUCCAGAUGGGCAUCUGCCCCGGAGACGGCACGAUACAUCUUUCGUACGACCACCACUGUGAUGUACUGAGAUACCGGUAUUCUGUGCGCGGGCUUGCCAGCAAUCCUGAUAAAUUCGAAUGGAGUUCCUCGCUUUUCAGUCCGACCCUAGAUUACCUCCCAGGGCUUCCGUCGACUCAUCCUCACUUCGGAUAUGUGACCUACCCACGGUUCGGGUCCAUGGGCGAAGACAUGUUUUGCUCCUUCCGCGACGGUAAGGCUGGGCUCGGCAACGACCACCUGUACCUUUACCGCGGCAGUACAGGCCAGUUCACCUAUGCCGGCGCCCACCUGACAGGUAUCCAGAGCAACCCCUACGUCCAUGGCAUGGAGUACAGGAAUGGCAGGUUCCAUGUCACCUGGGUAUACCGCGGGUUUGUCCCCUAUGAGGGCUGGGAUGACCCCCUGGAUAUGAAGCACAAGCAGCAGGCAGGUCCUAAUGGUGCCGAGAACAACCACAACAUUUGCUAUGCGUACAGCGAUGACAAGGGCUACACUUGGAAGAACGGCGCGCACCAGGUUGUUGCGGAUCUCAAGAAUGGGGGAACCAUUACCAACGAUGCAGAGGGCAUCGUUGCGUUUGAGAUUCCAAAGCACUCUGGGCUCACAAAUCAAGAGGCCCAAGCGAUCGACAACGAAGGUGGCGUCCACGUCCUGAACAGAGAUACCACAGACGGUGGCGAUCAUCCGACAUGGAAACACUACUAUAGGUCUCCUGCUGGGAAGUGGACCCAGAGACCAAUACGACCUGUGAGUGGCAACAGUCGUGGGCGGCUGGCGGUGAGCAAAUCAGGUGAUCUCUUUGUUAUCCUCCCGAACACCGCGGCGUCCGAAAUGCAUAUCCUGAAGGCUUCGAAGGCGAGUGGCUAUGCCAGCUACGACGAGGUUUGGAAGGGGCAUGGCUUGACGGGCGAACCCCUUGUCGACCUUGCCAGGCUGGAGCAUGGCAAUGUCCUGUCUCUGCUGGUUCUUGUGGAAGGUGAGGGGGGCUCUCGGGAGCGAAAUGUUGCGGUUCUGGAUUUCCAGCUGUAG